AACAUGUUCAUACAUCCACCCGGGACCAUCCGCGGAAAAGGAAGAAAAUUACUGGUUGUCAGAAAAGUUUUCCUGCUGGGAAAGGAUCGGGCUCGUUCGGGCAGAGGACCGCCAGAGGAUCGCGCUCUCAGGAUUAUUAAUUGUCGCAAUAAACAUCAUGGACGCGCUAAAAUCAGCCGGACGCGCGAUCAUUCGUAGUCCCAGUCUGGCUAAGCAGUCUUGGACCUCUGGAAAACAUAAAAAGCUGCCAGAGAACUGGACAGACACGCGGGAGACGCUGCUGGAGGGAAUGGUCUUUCAGCUGAAGUAUCUGGGCAUGACGCUGGUGGAGGAACCCAAAGGAGAAGAGCUCUCAGCCGCUGCUGUCAAGAGAAUCGUUGCCACAGCUAAAGCUGGUGGGAAGAAGCUUCAGAAGGUGACGCUGAAGGUUUCUCCUCGAGGGAUUGUUCUCUAUGACAGUGUAUCAAACCAGCUAAUAGAGAAUGUGUCCAUAUACAGGAUAUCAUAUUGCACAGCUGAUAAGAUGCAUGAUAAAGUGUUCGCCUACAUCGCUCAGAGUCAAUGCAAUGAAACGCUGGAGUGUCACGCGUACCUCUGCACCAAGAGGAAAGUGGCUCAGGCGGUGACGCUGACGGUGGCUCAGGCUUUCCGUGUGGCAUUUGAGAUUUGGCAGGCUGCUAAAGAAGAGAAAGAGAAGCAGGUGAAGUGUGGAUCAGAUGGAGAGGUGGCCAGCAGCUCUCAGUCUGACAGUUCGGCCAGUCUGGGCAGCACGAGAGGAGGAGAGGUGGCCACUGGGGAUCUGCUGGACUUUGAAUGUGGAGUAAAAGCUCACUCAGGACAAGACGACACACACCCAGCACAGAACCUCAGCACAGAGAACAACAACACUGUAUGGGAACUUGAGGAUGGUCUAGAUGAGGCUUUCUCGAGCCGCAGUCUGGAUAGUUUUGAGUCCAACACAGACUCGCUGAGUCUCGCACUAACCCCCAGAUGCUGGACAUUGGGGUAAAUCCUCAGGACUACAACCCUGAAGAGUGCUUGUCACCUAGCAACGGGGACAAAGGCGAUGCUGAGGUUGCAGACGGCGUGAACGCGUUCAGUUGGUGACAUGAAGAGAAUCGAGCUUGUCUGACCGUAGCUGAUACCGGCUUUGAGUUUACAUGGGGUUCGGCAAACCCUACAGAUGACUUCAACAAAAGCACAGACAAAAGCAAUACAGAAUAUAUAUAUAUCUUUUUUUUUUUUUCCAAAUGACUAAGUAUAUUGACAUUUAACAUUUUCUGUUACAUCCCAUAAGUUUUUUUCUUCUUUUU
Molecule: messenger RNA, 1313 nt
Organism: Carassius auratus (goldfish)
Lineage: Eukaryota; Metazoa; Chordata; Actinopteri; Cypriniformes; Cyprinidae
Product: low density lipoprotein receptor adapter protein 1-B-like
Exons: 10
Coding region: 158-1009 (283 amino acids)
Cellular component (GO): early endosome
Source: RefSeq, a predicted model, not a curated record